AUAUCACUCAAUUCAAAAUUUGUUUAAUCUUCGGAAGCAUCAAAGUUAUCGUCUUGCAGAGUUUUCUUCAUCACUUUGGCAAAGAAUCAAGUCUCGAAUUGGAGCUAUAAGCAGAUCCCAGUAGAUUUCGUCAGCUCAGUGAUGCCUUUCGUUAGCACCUUAAUGGGUUUUACUGGGUUCGGUGUUGGCGUCUCUGCCGGACUUAUGAUCGGAUACUAUUUCUUCAUCUACUUCCAGCCUACCGACGUCGAGGAUCCAGUUAUCCGGCCUUUGGUUGAGCAGGAUUCCAAAACAUUGCAGGACCUUCUUCCAGAGAUACCAUUUUGGGUGAAAAAUCCAGACUAUGAUCGUAUUGACUGGCUAAACAAGUUCCUUGAAUACAUGUGGCCGUAUUUGGACAAGGCAAUAUGUAAGACUGCAAUUAGUAUUGCUAAGCCAAUUAUUGCGGAAGAAAUUCCAAAGUAUAAGAUCAAUUCUGUGGAGUUCGAAACAUUUACUCUGGGUUCCCUACCUCCAACAUUUCAAGGUAUGAAGGUCUAUGUUACUGAUGAACAUGAGCUUAUAAUGGAACCAUCCAUGAAAUGGGCUGGAAAUCCUAAUGUCAAGCUUGGUGUCAAAGCAUUUGGCCUCAAAGCUACAAUUCAGGUGGUGGAUUUGCAAAUUUUUACGGUGCCACGUAUAACCCUGAAGCCAUUAGUUCCAAACUUUCCUUGUUUUUCUAAAAUCUAUAUGUCACUCAUGGAAAAGCCACAUGUGGACUUUGGACUGAAGCUGUUUGGAGCUGAUCUCAUGGCAAUACCUGGACUCUACAGAUUUGUUCAGGAACUUAUCAAAGACCAGGUCUCAAGCAUGUAUCUGUGGCCUAGGACACUAGAAGUACCAAUUUUGGAUCCAAAUCAAGCCAUGCAAAGACCAGUGGGGAUUCUCCAUGUGAAGGUUUUGAAAGCCAUGAAGCUAAGAAAGAAAGAUUUGCUUGGUGGUUCAGACCCUUAUUGUAAGUUAAAGCUGACAGAGAGUAAGCUACCAUCAAAGAAAACUACUGUGAAGCAUCGGAAUCUGAACCCGGAAUGGAAUGAGGAAUUUAAUAUGGUUGUAAAGAAUCCCAAUACCCAAGCUUUGGAAAUUCUUGUUUACGAUUGGGAGCAGGUUGGAAAACAUGACAAGAUGGGUAUGAAUGUAGUCCCAUUGAGAGAACUUAAGCCUGAGGAAAAGACAGUUUUAACUCUUGACCUGUUGAAAAAUAUGAAUACUGAAGAUGCCCAAAAUGACAAGUCUAGGGGCCAGCUUGAGGUGGAGCUCACUUACAAAGCUUUCAAAGAGGAGGAUAUGGCAAAAGAUGAAGGUUCUUCUGAAGUAGUCAAAGCACCUGAUGGUACUCCGGCUAAUGGAGGCAUGCUUGUGAUCAAAGUUCACGAGGCACUAGAUGUUGAAGGAAAGUAUCAUACGAAUCCAUACGCACGAAUCAUUUUCAGAGGAGAGGAGAAGAAAACUAAGUAUGUAAAGAAAAAUAGAGAUCCAAGAUGGGAAGAGGAAUUUCACUUUGUACUUGAUGAGGCUCCCAUUAAUGAUAGGAUACAUGUGGAAGUUGUUAGUACUUCAUCAAGGAUUGGACUACUACACCCCAAGGAAACUCUAGGAUAUGUUGAUAUCAAUCUGGCAGAUGUUGUAAGCAAUAAACGUAUCAAUGAGAAGUAUCAUCUCAUAGAUUCAAAGAAUGGCCGAAUUCAGAUUGAGUUGCAGUGGAGAACUUCAUCCUAAUAACACUUCAUACCUGUACCAGUGAAAGAAAAAGUUUAUCAAGGUGAAAUAAGUUAUAUACUAUUAUUGUUGUAUAAGAGUCCUUUCUUUUGAUUAACAUGAUGAUGAAGAUGCCUUUUGUUGUGUGCACUCAACAAAGUGAUCCGUUAUCUUGUAGAUUGUGUCCUUGGAUGGUGGUAUUAUGUUUCUUCUA
This is a messenger RNA of Impatiens glandulifera, 1951 nucleotides long. Its product is annotated as synaptotagmin-2-like. The transcript is spliced from 13 exons. The coding region runs from base 142 to 1758 and encodes 538 amino acids. NCBI's taxonomy places the organism in Eukaryota, Viridiplantae, Streptophyta, Magnoliopsida, Ericales, Balsaminaceae. Gene Ontology annotation, cellular component: endoplasmic reticulum. Gene Ontology annotation, molecular function: lipid binding. The record is from RefSeq and is a predicted model, not a curated record.